This is a messenger RNA of Manis pentadactyla (Chinese pangolin), 2127 nucleotides long. Its product is annotated as cytochrome c oxidase assembly factor 4 homolog, mitochondrial. The coding region runs from base 153 to 404 and encodes 83 amino acids. Lineage: Eukaryota; Metazoa; Chordata; Mammalia; Pholidota; Manidae. The record is from RefSeq and is a predicted model, not a curated record. Gene Ontology annotation, cellular component: mitochondrial intermembrane space. Gene Ontology annotation, biological process: mitochondrial respiratory chain complex IV assembly. The transcript is spliced from 2 exons.
UAUCCUCCCACUUCCGUGCGUGCGCACUCCCCCGAAGGAGGCUGGUGUCUGGCAGGACGGUCGGAAGAAUUCCAACUGCUUGCAGGAUGGGCGCCGCCGUGUAGCAGUGCACCUUCAGAUCCUCCUGCCCUGCCUGUUAGAGAUUCCCAAAGAUGUCAACUCAAGGCCAUAGCUGGGCCCAGCAGGUGAGAAAGGAGGAUGAAGAAGACCCACUGGACCAGCUGAUCAUCCGCUCUGGCUGUGCUGCUUCCCACUAUGCGGUGCAGGAGUGCAUGGCCCAGCACCAGGACUGGCGACAGUGCCAGCCACAGGUGCAGGCCUUCAAGGACUGCAUGAGUGAACAGCAGGCAAGGCGUCGGGAGGAGCUGAAGAGGAAGAAAGAGCAAGGCAAUGCCCACUGCUGAGACCCCACACCACCUAUCCCCAGAGGACAGCCCUGCAGAAACUAGCACCCAGAGAAAUCAUGAGGGGAAGAAGUCCUCAACAGUGGAAGGGUGGGUCAGGAGAUGUAAAACUCAGGGAUAAUCUUUGGGACUUGGGUUGAGAGGCAGGGAACUGUGGGUUUAGACAUUACUGCCAUACAGAGCUCAUGUUUUCAUGGCAAGAUUCCCACACAUCCUCACCCAUCUUGUUCCACCUAUAUUAAAUAUUGCCAAUAUUUGCCAAGUAAAACAGUGGGGCUAAAGGAUGCUCUCCUACCCUACAACUUGGGUCAGCCUCAGUGUGCCAAGUAUGGAGCUGAAUUCAUGGACAUUUAAUUUUAAAAGUAAAUUCACAAUAUAAAGGUAAACUGGCUAUCCAACCAGGUCUUCACUUAUUGAGGCAUUGGUUCAACAAUAGCAAGUUUUGCUGAGAUCUUCCCUUGUGCCAGGCACUAUGUUGUAAACCGAUAUGAUGAGUAAUAUGAACCUGCUUUCAGAUUACUUAGUCUGGUUUGGAAGAAAGAAAUAAAACAACACUAGGACAACUAACUAAUUCCUGACAGUGAUACAAGUGCCUUUACUUUUGUUGGUUCUGGAUGUUUCAUUCAGGCUAAUGAAAAGAAGAAAACAUACUGAGUGAUUCUUAAAUGCCAAAAUGUUGAAUUAAAAGAUGCAGUUCUGACCUCAACACUCCCAACCCAGUAAACACACUGUCUGACCCUUAAAAAGUACAUUUAACAUAAAAUCAUAUUUUCAGCUUUUGAAAAAUGAAGACGCUGUCAACCUGAAGCUUAUGUUCCUACUUGACGACAAUUUGCUGGAGCUUUAUAACGAUACCUCUUAUAGGUGGCUGUACUCUCCAGGUCAUAACAGUUGCCACCACUGAUCGUUUUUCUGACAUGGAACUGUAUUACCCAUUCUAUUAACUUUCUGCCUAGGCUUGUUAAGCAUUUGAGAAUGGAAAGGGAUUUGGGAGAAUGAUUCCUGUCAUAGAAGCUGGAAGGAAACAGGUUAUAUGCUUUCAUCAUUAUCAGUAACAUUUUUUAAGCAGCUAUGUAUAAUCACAAAUCUGAAGUAUAGUAGGCCCUAAAACUAUUUUGUAUUGAUAUUUGGGGAGAAGGUAUGAGGAAUAACCAGUUGUUAAAGCAAUAAAAUUCAAUUGAGCCUUCAAGCAGAAGGGGAUGACUGGGUUAUAGACAUAAGCCUCUGUGGGGCCAUGUGUGUUCAGUGCUUUGGGUCAUCAGAGGAGCAAUGUGGACUGAAGCUCGUCAGCAAAAAUCAAAGGAGUUGAGUUUAACCUUCAAAGAUAAAGUAGAUGUUAACCUAUUUAUGAAUAGAAAGGAUUACCAUCACCAACAAAAAGUUCCUAGAAGUCAGUAAGAAAAGGCAAACAGCCCAACUGAAAGUGAACAAGGUUAAAGUAUUAUUAGCUCAUUCUAUUCUCAAAAAUUUUAAGUGUUUAUAAUGUCCAGUAUUGGGCAUGGAGAGGAAUAGAUGCAUUCACACUAUUGAAGGGACCAUAAAUUAGUGAAGCUUUUGUGGGGCAAUUUUGUGGAAUUUUAAAAUAGUUUUAAUAUUUAUACAGCAAUUCCUCCUUUAGGAGUCCUCUUAAAUAUAUUUUUACAAGAUGUAUUUACUAUUAUCUACAUUGCAGCAUUGUUUCCAAUAGUGAAUAAAUGGUCAUGAUGUAAAAUUCCAUCAAUAA